ACCCGUCACCGCUUUGAAAUUCGGGUCCGGUCGGUCAUUUUCCGAACCGCGAAUAUAAGCGCAUGGCCUCCACUCUCUCACUCUCAUCGUCUCUCCGUUAUUUCCUCCCCCCAACGCGUACAUCUCACGCGCCGGUGAUCCCUCUCUUCGCGUCGCCGAGACUCCGACCGCGCUCGAUCAAACCCCUCCGCGCGAAUCUCAAGACCCCGAUUUCCGCAUUGGGAUCAUCAUCGCCGUCGGCGUCGUCAACGGCUGGGAUGGCGGGUCAGAACAAGAAGAAGGUGGAGGUGUUUGACUCGGAGGAGCAGCUGGCGGUGCAGCUUGCGAAGUACACCGCCGACCUAUCGGAUAAGUUCUCCAAAGAGAGAGGCGCCUUCACCGUCGUUUUGUCCGGUGGCUCCCUCAUCAAGGCGCUCAGGAAAUUGUGUGAAGCGCCGUAUUUGGAUUCUGUGGAAUGGGGCAAGUGGCAUGUGUUAUGGGUUGAUGAGAGAGUGGUGCCCAAGGAUCAUGAGGACAGUAACUACAAGCUUGCUCUUGAUGGGUUCCUCUCUAAGGUACCGAUUCCCGCGGGCAAUGUUUAUGCCAUUAAUGAUGCACUUUCAGCUGAGGGUGCAGCAGAUGAUUAUGAGACUUGUCUCAAACAUUUGGUUACCAAUGGUGUGCUAGCCACUUCAAAAGCUACUGGGUUUCCAAAGUUUGAUCUUAUGCUUUUGGGAAUGGGUCCAGAUGGGCAUGUUGCUUCUCUAUUCCCCGGUCAUCCUCUUGUCAAUGAGAAGGAGAAAUGGGUCACCUUUAUUAAGGAUUCACCAAAACCACCGCCAGAGAGAAUUACUUUUACAUUUCCAGUGAUCAACUCGUCUGCAUAUAUUGCAAUGGUUGUCAAUGGGGCUGGUAAAUCUGGUGCUGUGCAGACGGCUCUUGGAAAUAGUGAGAACUCUGCUACUUUGCCUGUUCAAUUGGUUGCACCUGAAGAUGAAUUGACUUGGUUCUUAGACAAGGAGGCUGCUUCAAAGCUGUAGAAAGGAAAAUUAUCUAUAGGCUUGUGAGUUAUUGCAUCUGAUAUAUUUGUACAAUGUUGAUCAUGUAAUGUGUGCUUUGCAGCAGAAAUCACUGUGAUUCACUGCUGGCUUUUCUUAGCUACUGUAACAGUAAGAAGUGGUGACCCUUUUUGGUCCUCCUGGUGUUGCAAUAAGAACUAAAAUAAAAUGGUGUGUUCCAUUAUUCAGUCAUGAAUAGAACCUUGUUCUCAUCUA
Molecule: messenger RNA, 1253 nt
Organism: Rosa rugosa (rugosa rose)
Lineage: Eukaryota; Viridiplantae; Streptophyta; Magnoliopsida; Rosales; Rosaceae
Product: probable 6-phosphogluconolactonase 4, chloroplastic
Exons: 3
Coding region: 63-1019 (318 amino acids)
Biological process (GO): carbohydrate metabolic process; pentose-phosphate shunt
Molecular function (GO): 6-phosphogluconolactonase activity
Source: RefSeq, a predicted model, not a curated record